AUGGGUUACGGAGGCGCUUUGACACUGGUAAAUGGCUCGCCCUUUGAAUGGACGCUGAGCGGCCAAUCCUCAUACCAGAUGGAUACAUGGAAGUGGCCAAACAUUGCUGCGGGAAAAGCGGCCAGAGUCUACGUAGAGUUUGGAACGAAAUGGUUUGCAAAGGACGAUGCCGGCGAAGCAUACUACGACAUCGCCGGAACCCCAGACAAGUUCUUGGUACUUGGAAAGAAGCCCAAAGAUUAUGAGCUCACCAUCACUUUGACUGAUAUGGCGACCAAGCAGAGCCCCAAAGGAGCAAGAGUUGGGCUGGGCUUCCGCCACGAUGCAGCUGUCAACUGGAUUAUGUCUAGAGACGAAACUGGACAGUGGUGGUCGAAUAGCGGGACGUAUAUUGACUGGAUGCAGCAAAGUAUGGGCUCUUUGGCGAACAGAACGUUGAAGCAUAUCUGCAUGCCUGGUAGCCACGAUGCCGGGAUGGGCACAUUUAGAUCUGGAACAAUUGGAGCACACCUCGCCAAUACUCAAACCCAGUACCUGGACUUCAAGGGGCAGCUCCUGGCCGGAUCUCGCUACUUUGAUCUUCGACCGGUCAUCUCGAAUGGAGAGUGGGUCGCUGGGCAUUACAGCGGACUGAAGGUUGGCGAUGACGAUGUGUGGGUUGGGGGAAACGGACAAUCGGUGGACGAUGUUAUCAAACAGAUCAACGACUUCACCGCUGAGUUUCGAGAGCUUGUCAUCAUUAACCUUAGCCACACUCUCGACACGGACCACGAUUACAAGGACCUGAGUCAAGACCAAUGGAACUCCCUCUUUGACAAGCUCAAGGGGAUUAACAACCGCUACACAGUUGAUGAACCAGGAGACACCGACUUCUCUAACAAAGUGCUUGGCGACUUCAUCACAGACCGCGCAUCCGUUUUCAUUGUCGCACAGCUCCCUUCAGGCAUCAAUCUCGGUGCUUAUGCGAAAACAGGAUUCUUCGCCGGCAAGAACUUUCCUUUCUACGACGCCUACAGCAACAGCAACAAUCUGAACUCGAUGAAAGAUGACCAACUCAAAAAGCUACAUGAUGAGCGCAACGUUGUGGCUGAUCCCUCAUCUCGGAGAGACAAGUUCCACAUCCUUUCAUGGACGCUCACUCAACAGCCCGAAGACGUCUUGAAUCUCGAUCGAGCGAUCUUGAACUUGAACGCGGCAGCGUUUGAUGCUCUGGUGGAGAAGGCGUGGAAUGCCUUCACGCCAGAGAGCUUCCCAAAUGUGCUAUUUGUGGAUGCAUUAGGGAUUAGGGAUAAGAGUGUUAUAUUUCCUUUUGAUAAGCCAAGGCAGGUGCCGUUGAUCAACGACAUUGUGGCUUUGGCAAUUGCGGUGAAUAACGGGAUGGCAGGAAGAAACAAGGUCGUCACCGAGAGGUGA
Ascochyta rabiei is the source of this 1413-nucleotide messenger RNA. RefSeq lists its product as uncharacterized. The transcript has 2 exons. Gene Ontology annotation, biological process: lipid metabolic process. The coding region runs from base 1 to 1413 and encodes 470 amino acids. NCBI's taxonomy places the organism in Eukaryota, Fungi, Ascomycota, Dothideomycetes, Pleosporales, Didymellaceae. Gene Ontology annotation, molecular function: phosphoric diester hydrolase activity. The record is from RefSeq and is a predicted model, not a curated record.